AAAAGCUUAACCUAUCGCGAGACUAACAUCCCGUCCUUUGCCUGCUGAAUCCAGCUGGUAUCCUGCCUGCCGUUGACGGUUCUGUUACAGUUGAAGUGAGAGCAGCCAGUCAUCAUGGGAAACAUCUUUGGGAACCUGUUGAAGAGCCUGAUAGGCAAAAAGGAAAUGAGAAUUCUCAUGGUUGGGCUGGAUGCUGCCGGAAAAACAACCAUCCUCUACAAGCUGAAGCUGGGGGAGAUUGUCACCACCAUCCCCACAAUCGGUUUCAAUGUUGAGACAGUGGAAUACAAGAACAUUAGCUUCACUGUGUGGGAUGUGGGUGGCCAGGAUAAAAUCCGUCCCCUGUGGAGACACUACUUCCAGAACACACAAGGUUUGAUCUUUGUGGUAGACAGCAACGACCGUGAGCGGGUCAAUGAAGCUCGUGAGGAACUGAUGAGGAUGCUAGCUGAAGAUGAGUUACGGGAUGCCGUUCUUCUUGUCUUCGCCAACAAACAGGAUCUGCCCAAUGCCAUGAAUGCUGCAGAAAUAACAGACAAGCUGGGCCUUCACUCCUUACGCCACCGCAACUGGUACAUUCAGGCUACUUGCGCCACCAGCGGGGACGGCCUCUACGAGGGCCUGGACUGGCUGGCCAAUCAGCUGAAGAACAAAAAGUGAAGAGCCGGGACAGAAGAUUGGGGAAGAGCCUGGGUGCCAGCUCCAGAGUGGUUAUAGUAGGUCCGUUGUGUAUACAUAAAGAGGAAAUACUGAAAAACUCCCAGGGGGUGACCCUCAAUGGCUUUCCCCCCAAAGUCUAAUUUAAAAAAAAAUCUUGACUGAUUUAUUUGACCUAUUUCGAUUUCUGAUGAACAUUUUUAAUCAUUUAUAAACCAAUGGUGUCAAAGUUGACUUAAAUAAUUUACACUUUAUGAAGUGAAUGCAUAAAUAUUUGGAUAUAAUAGCAUAAUGUUACUGUGAAGGUGUUGCUAAAUGAACUUCCCUGUCUUUGCAGUCUGUGACCUUUAUUAUACAUUUAAAGAUAAUGAACAUUAAAACAUGAUGAAUUUCGACUCAUCAUGGCAGAGCAGCCUUCCCUUAGACAACAUAAACUUGGUGUAAAUGAUAAAGAAUGUCAGUAGUAUAGUGGGAGUACUAUUACUCUUUCAGAAUACUGUUUCAUUGAUUGAAAGCAGUUUAUUCUAACAGAUUCAGAUAAAUGUUAUUUAAUAAUUUAUUGUCUAAACAAAGGUUUUUACUGCCACCAAUCAACUUGAAUUAAUCGAAAUUUGGUAUGAUUUUAUUUUCAUUUAUUUAUUUAUUUGUAAGAAGUCUGAAUUCUGCUUAUAUACUGGAUAGUUAUUGUCCAGAUUUAUUUGUUCAUUUGUGUGUUUUUAUCUUCUAAGCGCAUAAUAUUAUUUCUCUGCCCAUAUUGCAAUGUGCAUUUACUGUUACGGCAGCUGGCAAAGAAAAAAAAAAACAAAAGGGAAUAAAAGAAGCCCCAGUAUAAGUGUACAUUAUUGCUUCCCAAUCUGCAUGGAGACAUCCCAGCACUGCCUCAUGGGCUUGUAAAGAGCAGUGAACUACUGCAGGCCUCUGCUGUAAAUAAAGAUUUGUUUUUUGAGGUGUGAUAUCUAAACUAAUGGAGGUGACACACUAUACCAGCUCCGUGGCUUAGAGAAAAUGCUGCUAUUGGCCUGCCCUGUGGAGAGUGAUGCAGCACAGCAUGCAAUUGGCAAUAUUAGAGCUGACAUGGUUUUGAAUGUCUGUUUCUUUUGAAGUUCUUUGUUGCUCCAUAUUCGUCAAAGAUCUCACAUUGUUUGUCAUCCUGAUUUAUUCAUCCUUAACUGGCCUGAAAUUACAUUAAAUUACAUGUGCUUCUGAGGUUAACCAAAUCUCUGUGUGUGACGUUGCACAAAGUAACUAGUUGGUGUACAAAAUGUAAUGUCUCUUUUUUUCUUGUGUUUUUGAAUGGAGUGAUUUGUCAUUUAGUUGAUGUUUAGUGGGGGUUUUUUCUUAAUUUGCUUAUACGAUCUGCUCAUUUUCUUUAGUUUUCGCACAUAGUUUGAAAAAGAAGAGGAUGGUAGUAAUACUGCAUCAUAAGGCAUGUUAAUAUUGUACAAGAUCUGUAAUAAAAAGUGAAUUAAACUGUAAUAGGCUGUUUCCUCAGACUAUAUUUGUUAGUCUAAAUCACUGCUGCUGGUUGGAUCAAUGCUGUACUAAUAAAUGUCAUGGAGUUUGUGUAAAGUUUACCAGAAAACCUUCUAAUAUGCAAAAGCAUGCUUUUCUAUGUUUGCGCAACUGUAUAUAUGUUUAUGUAACUAAAGUAUUCCAUGGUGUUCUCGGUUAAAUUGACAGUGCAGUUGAUGCAGCAGUGGUGGGGUUGGUGUGUUGGCAGAUAACUGACAGCAGCUUGUAUGUGUGUGAGUGUGACGUGUUAUCUAUCAUGUUUAGUUUGGUGUGAAAAUUGUUUUUGUGGCCUUAUUUCGCCAGUGGUUAUUUUCUCUUUGACAACAGGUUUGUAUGUGGGAAUAUCCAGCAUUCAAGUAUCUCACCUAUGAUCUGUGAAAAUGUCGUGGCUAUAGCUCCCUCUUUCAGUGAUGAUUAGCGGACUUCAACCUGCAAAUUAAGAAAAAGAAAACUGGACAACAUUCCAAUUGAUAUGUCUCCAGAAUCUAAAGAUUUAACUUAUGUGAUAAAGCAAAGUAGAAUAUUAUAAAGAGAUCAGAAAAGAAAAACAACCCAAACUGGUGCAAAAGUGUUUAAUGAUUUGGUGAUUCCUGGCACUUAGGUGAUCAAUAAAAGACCAAAAUAUGCA
This is a messenger RNA of Melanotaenia boesemani (Boeseman's rainbowfish), 2797 nucleotides long. RefSeq names its product ADP-ribosylation factor 3a (gene arf3a). Gene Ontology annotation, biological process: vesicle-mediated transport; intracellular protein transport. Lineage: Eukaryota; Metazoa; Chordata; Actinopteri; Atheriniformes; Melanotaeniidae. Gene Ontology annotation, molecular function: GTP binding; GTPase activity. The transcript is spliced from 5 exons. The coding region runs from base 115 to 660 and encodes 181 amino acids. The record is from RefSeq and is a predicted model, not a curated record. Gene Ontology annotation, cellular component: cytoplasm; plasma membrane.